AUGUGGGAGGAGGAGGAGGAGGAGGAGGAGGAGGAGGAGGAGGAGGAGGAGGAGGAGGAGGAGGAGGAGGAGGAGGAGGAGGAGGAGGAGGAGGAGGAGGAUUGUAGGGCUACUUCCGGCGGCACUGCUGUGGAAGCAGUGGCAUCACCAGGGGCGCCAGCCGCAUCACCAAUGCUGCUGGCAGCAGAUUGGGCGUUGGGCGAAUGGCAGGCGAAUGGCUCCCUCAGACUGGAGGGCCCUGAGAGAGGGAAGGACACUAAGAGCACGGGCAUGGCGGGAAGGGAAGGGCGCAUAGGCAGAGGGUAA
Molecule: messenger RNA, 306 nt
Organism: Closterium sp. Naga37s-1
Lineage: Eukaryota; Viridiplantae; Streptophyta; Zygnematophyceae; Desmidiales; Closteriaceae
Source: the annotation of a GenBank genome assembly